AUGUGCUUGACGGCAUUCUUGAACAGCCAAAACACGGAUCUUGCCGCUGAAAUUGGCAAGAACCUAUACGUUGAUAAUAUCAUGAUGACUGCCGACACUGCAGAGGAAGCUCUACAAAAGUAUCGAGACUCCAAGAUACUAUUCGCGAAAAUCGGUAUGAAUUUGAGGGAAUACAUAUCAAAUUCGAAUGAGGUUAACUCUCAAAUACCAAUUCGUGAUAGACUGGAAAAUGGCCCUCUAAAAUUUCUGGAUGUCAACUACAAUACAAUCCUAGAUAAUUUCAAAGUUAUGACACAUUUCCGACCAGUCAGUCAAAUAACAAAAAAGGAGAUCGUGGGUCAAAUAAACUCGGUUUAUGAACCUAUCGGACUCGCUGCACCUCUACUAGUCAGACUUAAAGCGAUGAUGAGAGAAGUGUUUGAACACAAAAAUCUAGAAUGGACGGACGUCCUUGAUCCACCCAUAUGUGAACGAUGGAACAAACUUUGCGAAAACGUCAAUAACGCAGUAAUCUCUGUCCCCAGAUCCAUCUCUCAAAAAGGUAGCAAAAUGCGCCUGUGGGUAUUCGCCGACGCUAGCAAUGUGGCGAUAGCAACAUGCACAUAUCUUCAAUGUACUUUUACUGGCACUGUCUCUACGUUAAUUAGUGGAAAAACAAAACUUUCACCAAAAAGGUGCCGGCAAACUAUUCCAAGACUAGAACUAGUUGGUAUUCUCAUGGCAAUACGCCUUGGCAGACCAGUAAUAUCCAAUAUGUAUGGACAUAUCGGACAAAUUUCUAUCGUCUCAGAUAGCGAAAUAGCUUUGUGGUGGUUGAAAUCACCAAAAAAAACUACCCAUAUUCGUUGCAAAUCAACGCGAAAGAAUAAACAACCUGCGAGACCAACUCAAAACAGAGGGCAUUCCCUCAGGUCCAUCGAUACAAUCACAGAAGAGGCCAACACAAAAGAAGAGUGUGCGAUUUCCAUAAACGUAAUUGCUGAAGUUCAAAAAAAGACUCGGAAUGAUCUUAUGGAUUUGACGCGAUUUUCCACACUCAAAAAAGCAUUGCGAACGAUGGCAACAGUUGGGAAAGUUCUCAAGCAGUGGUCAUUAUCUACGGAAAAAGGUAGAUCUACUGUUAUAAGCCCCAAAAAGGUUCAUGAUUUUGAUUCUGGUAACGAAAUAACUUCAUCAGAUAUGGUACUCGCCGAGGAAAUUCUGAUAGCCACCGAACAAAGUCAUUAUACACUUGAAGAUCUUACGAAACAAUUUCCUGACAAGAAAGUAAUCCAAGAGCAGAGAGGGAUAAUUCGUCAUGAAUCACGCUUACAAAAUGCGUAUCUUCCUUUGGAUACAAAAUCACCUAUCUUUAUCCCCAAAGAAUCCGAACUGGUUCAACUAAUCCUGCUCAAGGUUCGCAAAGAAAACGCACACUGUGAAGAAGAUCAUACCUUAACUAUUGUACGCCAAAGAUUCUGGAUUCCGCGCCUUGCCUGUGCCUUCAAAAAGUAUUUGAGCAAAUGCACAACAUGCAAAAAGUACCAAGGACUCCCCCUUGGGGCUCCAAUAAUGCCACCACUUCUGAGAGAUCGAGUCCUGGUCUCAAAACUGUUCCAAAACACUGGGUGUGACUUCUUGAGGCCAUUCACUUCGAAAACCGAAGAAAAAAUGUAG
Molecule: messenger RNA, 1656 nt
Organism: Necator americanus (New World hookworm)
Lineage: Eukaryota; Metazoa; Nematoda; Chromadorea; Rhabditida; Ancylostomatidae
Exons: 2
Coding region: 1-1656 (551 amino acids)
Source: RefSeq, a predicted model, not a curated record